AUGGCAUACCGUAUCCAGUUCGAUUCCAUUACCAACAGCCCUCGUUCAUGCGAUGCAGAAGUAUUUAUAGCUGUAAAAGCGCUGCCCGGUGGUCGACUGUACGCGCUUGUUGAGGGAUUAUCAGCAUGCGAACGACUUCAGUGUGAUACAACUGUUGGAUAUGGGGGUUCUCCGGAUGAAACUGGUGAAACAACGCUGGACGCUCUACUCAUGGAUGGGCAUGGGAUGCGUAUUGGGGCCGUGGCCAACUUGCAUCGUAUCAAAGAUGCGGCUCGGGUUGCUUGGGCAGUGAUGAACUAUACGAAGCACUCUAUGCUGGUCGGAGAAGCAGCAACGAACUUUGCCAAACAAAUGGGAUUCAGAGAAGAAGAUCUAACGACGGACGUCUCCCGUCAAAUGAUCGCGCAGUGGAGAAGUAAUCGUUGUCAACCAAACUUCUGGCAGGCAGGUAACGUUUGGCCGGAUCCAUCCACUUCAUGUGGCCCUUACCGUCCUGCAAAUAUUGUACAAAGAAGGAAUUACAACCGAUACACACGGGUACCACGAACAAUAGACAGGUUCCACCAUGAUACACUCGGAAUGGUGGUGGUCGAUUCAUCAGGGAAUGUUAGUGCUGGCACCUCAACCAACGGAGCCCGUUAUAAGUUAUGCGCUAUCCCGGGCAGAAUUGGAGAUUCACCAAUUCCGGGUGCUGGUGCGUAUGCAAUAGAAGGUGUGGGAGGCGCUGCUGCCACCGGAGACGGUGACAUUCUUCUUCGAUUUUUACCCAGUUUCUUUAUCGUGGAACAGAUGCGUCAAGGAACGAAACCCUUCAAAGCAUCACAUAAAGCCAUCCGCCGGAUACUUCAAUACUAUCCUCAUUUCCAAGGAGCGGUCGUAGCAGCUAAUGCAGCUGGCACGUAUGGAGCUGCAUGUGCUAACUUGGGCAAAUUCAUGUAUUCAGUUGGAGAAGGUGGAAUAACGAGAACUGAGACCAUCGCGUGCUUGUCGGACAAAUCAACUGGAGAGCCGAAAAUUCCUCGUGGGAAGCCACGACGCAGUUGA
Haemonchus placei is the source of this 1044-nucleotide messenger RNA. The record is from the annotation of a GenBank genome assembly. Lineage: Eukaryota; Metazoa; Nematoda; Chromadorea; Rhabditida; Trichostrongylidae.